AUGAAGUUCUUGGACCAACUCAAAUUACUCGUAUGGAAAAACUUUACGCUUCGAAAGCGUCAGCACGUAAGUAUUAAACAGAAAUUCACGCCUAUUAAUGGCAUUUUUUCAUAGCGCGCCUGAUGUUUUGUUCAUCGAGGAUAUGAUGUGGAUGGAUACCUAAGUUUCUUGCAGGGAAAAAAAUUUAAACCCUUUGCUUUAUUUUCAUUCUUUGGGGCAGCUGCGUUCCUUGCAAACUAUCGAUCGCCACAGGUACCUGCGUUCGUUACCUUGGGUUCUUGUUUCGUCAGAAAUUGUCGUCCUUUUUGUGUAAGAAAGUCGCAGAUUAUCUCUCUUGCCUUACAGCUGUGAUGAGCUCGUUUCAAGACACUUUUUUGAACACAUGACUUAAGAAUGCGAAAGAUGUUGUAAAGUGAGGAUUCGUUCUGGUAAUUUUGUGCGAUUUUCACUUAAGCACCUUUCUUGUUUUGGUCUACAGCGUUUCUGCCAAUUAGAUCAAAGCUCUUUGUUUACAACUUGAGCGAGACUUGUAUGUCGGCGAAGCAGUGUCAUUUUUAUUCGUUCCAUAUCGUAUAUUUUAUUUAGGAAAAUUAAACUUUUGAAGUUGAAGAUUCCGAGUAAAGGAUUUAGGCGUUUUUCCUCGUGCACCGUCCAUUUCAGGACUGUGACGUAGCCAAGUAUCAAAUGACGUAUAUUUGGACAAAUAUUGCAAACCGCUUUCGAUUUACCUUCUACGAAAUGUUUUACCAUUAUUCUCAAUUGCUUAGCGACUCAGGGUAAAGUUUUUAAAGGAAAAAACUUUCAUCGAUUUUAACUUUAACUUGGUGAAAAUAGAUUACACAUUGACUAACUGAGCCGAAAAUCUGCAACUCGCUACUGUGAUGGAACAGUUUCACUAUUGAAAACCAGACUAGUUAAUCCCGUCGUUGCUUGAAGGAAGUUGCUUUAGUUAAAAGCAAAUCUUGGAUUUUACUUUUUUAGAGAGGAAAAACGUACCAGUACCAGUAAAAUACCAACUGAGUAUUCUAACAGCUUUUUAUCAUAGCAUUCUUGAAGUAUUGCCUCUGCAUAUUCAUGAUAAACUCACCUCAACCAACUUAUAGUUGAGAAGCGUUAGUUCCAUGAAAUUUCUUAAAUAAAGGUGUGGGCACCCAGAGCCAUAAAGUUAAUUGGCGGUUGAUUUAUCAAAUAUUGAAAGAUUGACUAGUUUUGAGUUUUUUUUUUUUUUUUUUUUUGGUCCUUGAUUUAGCAGAUGUUUUUUGUGUUAGCUUGCAUGCUAUGCCACUUGAACCCCUUCCUGUUGUGGAACUGAAAGAGAGAGCAAAAGCGGAAAGAUGGGAGAAAAGAUUAAGAAGUAGAUAUUGCACUUUAGUUUUUAUGAAAGCCUUUCUUGGGUGAAAAAAUUGUAAAAUUGACUGAAAUAUGGUCAGCAAUGACUUGUUAGUGUAAAUGAUAAGAUAGUAUUACUGACUUUUUAAGGAGAUGACAUUCUAGAAUGUGUAAGAUUUAUUAGCAGUCACUCAAAGAAGUUGCUUAAGGAGGAAGACAUCCUGAUCAUGCUUGAACUAUUGUGGAUUCUAGUUCAUCUAUGUUCCUCUUCAUUAACACUUUUUAAAAAUAUGUUCCACUACUUGAAUGGUGGAGUUUAGGGUGCAGUUGUCUCAGAUGUAAUCCCAAAUCAUUUCUAUUUGUAAUCAACACAGACAAUGUUUAUAUUGUGAUGCUAUAAAUGAAACAUUGAUGAUUGUUAAUGAUAACAAACUAUAAUUACUAUGUGGUACAAAUAAUUCCUUGACGUGGAAGUUUAAAAGUAAUCGUUCUCUUUCUAGAUCAGUAUAUAUGUGUAUAUAUGUAAAUGAAUGUGGGGGUAAAGUUUACCUUGGCAUAAAGUGCUCAAUGCUGUGGUAACAGAGCUAAGUAUACAGAAGUUAAAGAAUUAAAGAGGACGCAUUGAUUCUCUGUGACUCUGAGUUUCGUGCCUAAGUGCUCGUCAGACAGAACUUAGGAACUUCGCUUAAGCGCAAAACUCAGAGUCACAGAGAAUUGAUGCAUUCUCUUUAACUCUUUAACUUAUGUGUAUAUAUAUAUACAUAUAUAUAUAUAUAUAUAGAUAUUUAGAUAGAUAGAUAGAUAUCUGAUACAGUAGCAAAUGAAAAAUAUGAAGGUUUGAAUUAUUAGCUGAGGAAAAGAUUGGACCAUGAUGUGUACACUUACAGUUUGUACUUAUACAGUGUUCUUAAGGUUUAGUCUAUAAAAAUAUUUACAAAGUUUUCAAUUCAUACCUUCAAUGUUUUGGAAUGUUACUUUCAUUUUAAGGACUGCUUGGGUUAAAUUUUAGUUUUAACUGAUUGUCUAGUAUGAAUCAUUGUAACGCAAAAUGUUUACAAAAACUAAAGGAAUCUAUUCAUAAUUAUUCUAGAUAAAAGUGGCCCUAAUUUGUGCUUUGACUGAUUUAAACCCCUGUGUCGAAGAUCAACCUAGUACUGUUGCCCUUGGCUGAUAUUCAUAAGAAAGACACACUUGUACAAUGUACUUGUAUGCCAGCUGAUAUUUCACAAUUAUGCCCCUGUCAGUGUGCCUUUUGGCCAUAAACUGUACAUUAUCAACAGUAAUUCUCUGAAAUGCCUUAUUAAUAACUGUGUUUACUUUAAUCCUAGGAAUAAGUUUUGUCUCUGAUUGAUAAAGUAGUCUAUUUUAGUGUAGAUCCGUAACAAGGCAGCUGCAUGUUUUUAAUCUUCUUUAGGUGAUUAGGUUGACUGGUUUUCUCUCACCUUGUGAAGCAUUAAGUUUUUUGUGGUUUAAGUCCAAGUUAUCCAGGAUAAACUUAGUUGACUAUAUCAAAGACACACAUUUACCAGAAUGCUUUUAACAAUAAGGUUUUUUUUCAUUCAUUGCAAUGGUAACUAUUACCUUUUAUUUUACCUUAUAUACAUUAUUCAACAAAGAAUUUGUAGAUCACUCAAUGGAACUGAAAUUAUGUUAAAAGCAGUAUGUAGAAAAAAACACUGAUUUAAAUGUUGAAAUGAGUACACUAAAGGACCCUUGUUUUUUAAUUUGAGGUUUUAUAAAGAUGUGAUUAAGCAAAUGAUAGAACUACGUAUAUAAUGUGCUAGUUAAAACUUAAUUGACAUUUAGUUAUUGUUUGUUACGCAUAAUAAUCACCACCCAUAGAUAAUACUUCUCUUGUUUUGAUGAAUGUAUUAUAUAUUAUGGAAAUUAAGAGUUAAGUUGCAAGUAUUAAUUAACUGUUCCAUUGUUUACUGAUUUCAGCUGAGAAAUUUGGUGGAAAUUGUUUGGCCACUAGUGCUCUUUAUAAUUCUGGUUGCAAUACGUAAUCGUAAAAAUUAUGGUGCUACAAAUAUGCCUGAUAGUAAGUAUAAAAUAUUUUUUACUCUCACUGACCUUUAAAUAAUUAUUUCACUUUACCAGACAGUGACAUUCUGCAAGUUGUGAUUCAUGGUUGAAAUAUUUUCAAUUGAAACUUGGAUAAUUUUUUUUUUAGAGUUUGAUAAUGUUGUCAGACAAAAGAAGAAGUAAUUAAGAAAGAUGAUUUUCAUCUUGUCACAAUUGUGGGACAAAGAAAAAGUAGUCAAACUGGUAAAAAUUAAAAAAUUGAACUGGGCUGAUACCAUAAAUUGGCCCUUGUUCAAUGCCAAACACCUGAAAUAUCAUUCAGCUUUAAAAACUAUUUAUAGUGGCCAAUUUAAAUAUAUCAACUUGGUUGAUAAAACCACAAUAGCUUGUUACACCCCCCACUGAAACAGCGCCACAGUUUUUAUUACUAGAGACUUAUUCCUAUAAAACAUUUUUAUUUACUCUGUUUUGUCAACUUUGAAUGUUUUUUGUUUGUCUUUGUUCAAUUAAUAGGUAUUUACAGACCACGUGCCCUUCCAUCAGCUGGUUUUUUCCCAUUCGCAAGGUCAUUUUUGUGUGACUUUAAAAACACAAAAACAAAUGAUCCUGAUGAGCUGCUGAAUGGAUUGCCAAAUCUGAGAAGUUCAAGGUAGGCAGGCAUAAUUAUUUUGGUCUAGAACUACUAAGAGAAAGACAAGUCUUACAGGGUUGUUGCCAAGCGCCCGCUCUCUGCAAGUUGGCUGUCUGAAAAACAGGUGCUAGGUGGCUGGAUUUUGGUGCAGGAUUACUCAGUAAGGAAAAAUUUGCUGGCAAAAUUUGCUUGCUUGGAAAGAGAUGAUAGCUGGCUGGAAUUUUUGGGCAGCUGUUACUUAGUUUUAUCAGAGUGGUAUGACUGUUGUUGGGUAAGGGGAAGGGGUAAGUGUGUAGUAGCUCAGACGCUGACAUUGUUCAGAUUUUGUGAAUAUGAAAGCCAUCUUUUCAGUAAUGAACACUACUUGAGCAGUAGUGAAAGUAAGGCCUGAAUAAAAAUUCAGGCCUUUAUGGGAACUCAUGACCUCUGUGAUACCAAUGCAGCACUCUGCCAACUGAGCUAAUAGCUAACUGGGAGCUGGUCAUUAUGUUGAUUCCAAAUAAACCAGUGAAGUGGCGAAUAAACGAUUAUGAAUAUAUGAAAGUCGUAUAUUUGAAUUGCGGAUUAACAUGUGAAUAUGAAAGCGAUCUUCACAGUAAUGUAUAUUUAUCACUUAUGAUCUGAGAAACAACUAUACCCAUACCUAAAUUUUAAACCUACGCAUAUUUUAAAACAUGCAGACUACAUGUAGACAACUGUUAAACAAGCUUUUUACCAAAUUAACUUGACACUGAGUUUCUUUUCAUUUACAGUUUGGGUAGAUUGAUUGAGGAUGCCCUUCCUCUUAUGGCAAACAGCACAGUUAGAGAAAGAAUUCUUAGAAUUAAUUCAGAUCGCUCAAAUUUUGAGAGGGAUUAUCAAGCUUGGUCUGACUUAGUGAGAUCUAGGCAACUACAGUGGCGUGGAUAUAAUCUAUCAGGUAUUGAAAAUUCCUCAGCAACGAGAACAUACUGUCUUAAAAGAUUGACCUGAUGUGGGAUAAAAUUUUCUGCAAUAGAGCAUCCUUUGUCAUAAACAAGGUCUUGUUUAAGAAAAUUUACUUGAUAUGCUCUGAGUCUCUUUACAUCAACCUUUGUGUAGACAUGAUUAUUUAUUUGGACAAAUCAUUGUUCUCCCUUAUCAUGGGUAAAUGAAAUUUUCAAACUGGUAAAGCAAUCCUUUUACCUGUUGUAUUUUCAAGAAUUUCUAACAGUUUUAGGCAGUAGUUACAAGAGGUUUAAUAACUGCAAGAUAUAAAUGUUACUGAUAUUGCCGAAAAAGGAGAACAUUGCAAAUGUUACAGAUGAUAACAGUGUUUCCUUUUUUUAAUUAAAAUUGUUAAUAACUAUUACUAACAAUAACUUUAAUUUGGAAUUACAGUAUUAUCUACAUGUAGUGAACUGAAAAGGUAAUAACUGAAAGCAACUGACAAUGACUAUUAGUCACAAGGUAGUGAAGCUAAUGUUGGACAUCCCAUCCUCUGGAAUUUUUUGUACAUUAGAUUGCAGUUAGAGGAGUUGCAUCAUGUUGGACCUGGUGUGGUUUUUUUUAAUCAUUUUUUUUUUAUAUAGCUGUCCCACUUGACCAGUUACUGAAGGAUCCUGCUGAAUUUCAGGAAUUUCUUUACAACAAAACUAAUCUCAGCCCAAAAGUGAUAUCAGAGCUCUUAAGUAGCACAGUGAAUGUGCAAAAGGUAAGCACAUGUAUGCAGUUGUUGGAAGCUGUGUCAAACUUUGGAAUGCAGCACAUUUUAGGUUUGAGUCAUUGGUAUAUACCACAUCAGUGCAUAGCACUUUUUUUGAGCACACUGAUUGGCCAGUUCAGAAGUGAAUAGCAAGUACUAUUCACCCUGAGUAGCGGAUGUGACAAAAUCACGCCUAAAGAGUUUAAUUUCCAACAAUUUGUCAGUAUGUUGAAAAAUAUAAACUUAUUUUUUGGUAUCUGUGUGGUAUAUAGUAAGAAAUUAUUCGCCUUAGUAUUCGUAAAAGUGGUAGAUAUUUGCCUUGCUGCUUUGCAGCUUGGUAAAUCCCCACCACUAUUCACCUGCAUUUUGGUGAAUAACUGUUAAUUAUUGAUAGUUAUGAUAAUUUUUGUAACUCCAUGAUUAAAGUCUCCUCUUGUAAGCCUGUGGGUUUGACCUUACUGUUUUAAACCUUGGCUACAUGUUUCAGGAUUGAAACAUGUGGCCAGGGUUUGAAAAAUCUAUCAAGGUUGAAAAAUCCAUGAGGCUCCAGUUGAGCUUCCAAAGUAAUCUGUUGUUUCAGGGGUGAUUGUGAGGAUUUACAACAACCUAAUGUCCAAAUAAUUCAACUGACCUGUUCUUACACUUGCAUGGAAACUGUUAAGCAUCAUCCCUCACUUGACACCUAACUACAGAUAAUUAGUAAUAAAGCCCCUCUCCUUGACAAUUCUUCAAUAAGGGCUUAACCCUGAAAAUUCUCAUGAGUGACCAAGACAGAAUUUCUCGUCAUGAUAUCAAUACGAUAUCAAGUAGAGAAGUAGUGAGGAAAUAUUUCAAUAAUGGAAUACUUAUAAGUUGAUCCAAUACCAAAUUAUCCAAACUAACAUGGUAAGAAUGGUAUGGCAAACAGUAAUGAGAAUUACUAAUGAGAUCUUGGGAGUGUACAGGGUUGAUACUGAGAAUGCUGUGUUGGAGGGCCUUCUUUUUUGUCUUUUUCAGAUUGCAGAAUUUGCUCAGCCAUAUAUGAUGUCAACACCAGACUCAUUAUCAUGGCCACCUCAAAAUCCACUCAGCUACUUUCCAUUCCUGUCAUCUGGUGAAAGCCAACAAAGGAACUUACUUUGGGCUCUGCUUUUAUGGAGAAUUGAAAAUAGUCUUAGGGUAUGGAAAGAAAAAGUUGAUUUUUAGGUUUAGAUUGUUUAUUUUGUUUGGUGGAAGGUUUCUUGUUGUUGUUGUUGUUGUUUUUUUUUAAAUUUUUUUACUUGUCUCCUCAAUAGGUACUCAGAUUUUUUGUAAUUGUACCAAGCUCACACCAGACAUCUUACAUUCGUCAGAUUAAUUAUUGUUCUUAAUUAAAAUUGAAGGAUUUAUUAGUUACAUUAAGUGUUAAAUUUCAAUUUUUAAAAGGAAAAGGUAAUGGUGAAGAUAGAGUUGUUCAUCUGGAGUUGGAGUUUUGAGAAUUCUCUAGCAACUUUGCAAAAGUGCCUGGUUAAAAUUUGGUGUUCCAGGAAACUUUUCUAUAUAUUCACAGUCAUAUGAAAGAAUAUUUUUGCAUGACUUUAAACAGUUCUGAAUUGUUCCUGCUUCUAAGGUUCUUAUUAAAAAAUGGCAGAGUGUGCUAUCCACUGGAUAAAUCACUUUGUAGAGGUUAUCAAAGUAUUGUUUGGAAACACUUUACCCCUGGAUAGCAAUUUCUUUGUUGGGUAGCAUUAUAACUGCCCUUUGAACAACUUGGACCUGGAAAAUUUCUACUACAUUCUAAAAAUGUACCUAAUAGCAGUGAUAAGUUAUUUAACUAUAAAUUUUCAUGUUGUAAUUUGCAGUCUGAAGGAGCAGUCAGUGGCAGUCUUGUGAGGCAGGUCAUAUGUGAUGCUCAAUCUCCAGUGAAUCUUGGAGAAAUUCUCAGUGGCCCUGGAAAUGUGGUAUGUUGAUUGUAAGCAACUACCUGCUGGUCUCCAUUAGCAAGUAUAUUGUUAGUAGUAAAUCGCACAAAGCCGAUAGAUGGGUAAUUUUUUUGAUGGCAUCAUUUUGCUAACUGCUAAGAAUGGAUUGAUUGUAGUAAUCAAUAAAGGAUUAACUCUGUAACUUCCAGAAGUGAUUAACAUGUAACUUCUCCCUAUAAUAUUCAUACCUUAUCCAGCAAAGAGAUAAUGAGAAUUCUCAAACUUAUCAAUUAGAGAUUGUUGUCUUGAUCUUACACCAAAUUCUCAUAGCUAAGUUACAGGGAAAUGUGUAGCAGCUAGAGGGGAGAGUUAGCUAUCAGAUCUUGGCAGUUAAAGGAUAAGUGAACCUUUAACUCCCAUAAGUGACCAAGACAGAAUUUCUCCUUACAGUAUCAAUAUCAAUAUCAACCAAGUGAUGAGAAAAAAAAAACACAUAAAUCUGGAGAUAAUUAGUUGAUCCAAUACUAAAUUCUCUGAACUAAACACUAUAAGAAUUGUAUGAUUGAAAGUAUGGAGAAUUACAAAUUUGAUCUGGGAGGUAAAGGAUCUAUAGAGUCAAUGUUGCUGUGCAUCUGUUCAGUAAUCAGUUGACGUAAGAACAAAAAGUGGCCCACAAGGCACAGCCUUGUGUAUCAGUGAUGUUCUUACUACAUUUAGACAUAUUUUAAUUGAUUACAGUACAGACCCAUGACAACAUGGAAUUAUUUUUGUUUUACAUGAUAAAAAAGCAAAAUGAUGAUAAUGGUAAUGUCAUCCAUGCUUCUAUCCUCCAAUAGAUCACGUGCAAGAACCAAUAAAAAAGCAUGUACAAUUCAGCUUAUGAUAUAGUUUAAUUAUUUUUUAUUUUUGUUUUGAACAUUGCAGACUGAGGUGAAGACAGCUUUGUGCAAACUGAAUAACACUGUUCUUGGUGAACUUGGAAGUGAAUUACAAUCUCAGAUUAAAGUGCCAAAUGUCACAGACCUUCAGGUAUUGCAACCUGAAACAUUCCUCUUGACAAAUGUUACUGUCUGUGCUAGAUUAUUAAUUUCAAUAGUACACAAGGUACAAUCUGCAUCUAAAGGAUGCUCAGGGAAAAGUUGCUGACAGAAUGAGGAUGCAAUUUAAAGAUGAGGAUGCAAUUGAAAGAUUAGCAAAAUGGGACUGUACUUUUUGAAGCCAUAAGAUGGUGACUCUAUACCAAAUAAAAUUUAUGAUCUGUUGUAGUUUCCCUGAGACCUUCUUUAUAGACUUUUUACUUCCAGAAGUGAUAAUAACAUGUAACUUCUUGCUAUAAUAUCCAUACACUAUCCAGCAAACAGGUAAUGAAAAUAAUCAAACUCAUCAGGUAGAAAUUGUUAUCUUGAUCUAGAGGGGAGAAUUAACAGUCUGGUAUUGGGAGUUAAAUUAUUAAAUCCUGUUUGAUGUUAUUUAAUUUGAAUUUGUGUUUUUGUUUAUUUUAUUAGAGUUACAGAGGAAAUUUGACAGAUGUGCUUAACUCCUUAACAAAUGAUUAUCGGAAUAUUGCUGAAGAUGUAAGUAUAUAUUGACCUAUAUUUGAUUAAUGGUCUUCUUAAUAACAAUUGUAUAAAUAAAUUAGUUUCAAUAUUUAAAAACGAGCAGGAUUUUAUCUUUAAAACCACAAGCUCAUUGACCUGGUUGAACGGCUAAAAACAUUCUUGGAAAAGCGUGUGUCAAGAGAGUUCAUAACAAUUAUGCUUUUGGGAACGUUAUGUGUAUGUCCUUAUAUCUGAUAAAACACUGCAUACUAAUAAGGAUGAGGUUUAUCGAUAUAAAGUCACUGCACGUGAUGUAUUAUCUACCAUUUGAUAGGUUAAUGGGCUUAUGAAUUAUUAAUGAGUUUUUGAAGGUAUUGAUAACACCACAAUACUCUGAGUAAUUCCAUAUGUAUUCGUGAUUCCAAUCCAUUCCAUACAGUACUGCUCAAAAGUAAGUUGACAGCCCCUCAAAAUUAGAACCUUGUUCCUUAAUUCUUGAUUCUUAAAAACCUUCAGGAUCAAAGCUCCAGUUGAGCUUCUGAAGUGAUCUGCUGUCAUUCUGUUGUUUCAAGGGUGACUGUGAGGAUUUACAAUAACCUAAUGUCCAAAUACUUGAACUGAAUCUUUCUUCCACUUGCAUGGCAACUGUUGAGCAUCAUUCCUUACUUGACAUCUGAGUACAAAAUGACCAUCAUUCUUAAAACACUUGAAAUAAACACUGCUGUCAUCCUAGUCUCAUUCAACACUUUUACCACUUAUUUACUCAGUUGUAACUCUUUACACCCUAACAUCAGUUUGCAUAUUCUCCACACUUUUCUUGAUACAUUUCCUGAGGUGUUGACAAGGAGAAUUUGUUUUCCAAUCAUAAGGUUCCUUCCCUGGUGACCAUUUCCUUUAUUCUCAUGACCUUAAUGUGUGAUUUUAGGAGGGAUAUUGUAGGGAGAAAUUAGAUGCUAGUCACUCUAAGGGUUUAAAGGGUUAAUUGUACUUGAAUUCACUAGCAGAAAGUGGUUAUUUAAUUUGUAAGUAAUUUGUAAGUAAGUAAGUAAGUAUGUCUUCAUUUAAUGAAGGUGACACACGAUUGUUAAAAACAUAUAAGCUAGUGGCCCUCAAAAAAAAAUACGUAUAUAUCUAUACAAAAAUUAAAUAAUUUAUAUAUAGGUUUAAGAAUCAAAUUUAAGUGGGUUAUUCCAAAAGUUUAAAAAUAUCAUAAAAACAGUAAAAAAGUUACAUUUGAUUAAAAUCUGCAAUCUUUUUUUAAAUUUAUUUCCAGGUUCAAGCCUUAGAAUCUCUCUCUCAAGUCUCAAGGGACUAUUUUUAUCUUAUGCAAGAAUUUAAUGACAGAGAUAAUGGUGGAGGUUUCCGAGAAACACUUUGUGGUAAUGGUCGCAGUCUGCCUGAGGACGAUGGUACUGGAAGUGGCGGUGGAUCGAAUGGAAGCCAGGGCCAGGGCUGGCAACAAGCCCCUCUUGGAUUGUUGGCAGCCGCGUGUGGCCAAGAUUUGCCGAAUGGUACUUUUGAUGAUGUUCCACCUGGCGUCAAUCCCAUAGACUAUUAUUUGAAUAUGACGCAGAAUAUGAAUUUGGCCCGAUAUGAUGAUGAUGAAGAAGAAAAUGCAAAAAGGAAAGCUGAUGAAAAGUCUUGCUCAAAUCUUACAUCUGUUUACGACAAGUAUAAUGUCACUGGGGAUAAGGGUGAGUGUUACUGCUUUUUCUUUGCUUAUUUUCUAGGUAAUUUGUUGAAGUUAACUCUCAAACAGGGCUUGACGGUUUAACUUUGUCCAAUCGUCGACUACAGGACAUUGCCAUAUUAAUUUUUAAAGCUAUAAACGGCAUUUUACCGGAAUAUUUAAGCGACUUGUUUGUCGUACGUAAUAAUGUGACAAAUUUUAGGGGGUACACUAACAAGCUCGUCGUCCUGCGUAAGAAAACUGCAAACUUUGGCUUAAAAUCUACAUCUUUUAUUGGUGCCAAUAUGUGGAAUUCCUUUCCGGAUGAAUUGCGCUUAACGGCAAUUCUUAAGGAAUUUAAGAAUGCCGUAAAAGAGUUACAUUUGUCUUGUACAAUCUUCUAAGAUUUCCCCACUGUUAUGAUUUUAAGAGUUAGGAUUGUUUACUUAAUAAAAGUUGUAAGAAAGUUAGUGAUUAACUGAUUAUUUUUGAUAUCCUGAACUUUUCCUUUUUCGUUAUUUUCUUAUUAGCAUGUACUGCUAGGGGCUUCAUCAGCCUCAUCAACCCGAGUUGAAAUAGUUACUUACUUUACUUUACUAGAGCUUGAGUCUCGUGUGAUAUAAAAACAUAUUCCGAUGUGCGAGCGGCCCGUGUAUUAAAAGAGAAGUGACAUGCAAGCGCUUUGUCCAUCGAUAUUGCUUUGCAUACGAGUAUCGUUUCCUCGAAACUACGAAUGAAGAUCCUCAAAAAGUUCUUUGUUCGUGUCAAUCCUCGAUCUUUGAUAGUUAAAGCAUUAUAAUUAAUUUAGUAGUAUCAACCGAGUUGGUAACGUGAAUUGGCCACCGUGAAGAGUUUCAAAGCUGACGUUUCGAGCGCAAGCCCCACGUCAUUCGCCCUGAAGAUAGGCUAACGCUCGAAACUUCAGCUUGAAAAAAUUCUUUAUGGUGACCAAUUUAAGUUAUCAACUUAGUUGACUAUAUUUAAUUAGACUGUUAUACUCUCCCACCGACGCAGCACCACAGUUUCGUCAGAAACUCACCCCUUUUAUUCUAUUAAUUACAUGACGAUUUUCUCGGUUUUUAUGAUACUUUCUUUCCAGACUCUUGUACAGUCAUUGAUCCAAAGUGGCGAGUUGACUGUGGUUGGCCAGGCAUCUCAGCGGAACAAUGCAAACGAAGGGGUUGCUGUUUUGAUUCCUCGAAACCUGGAACUCGCUUCUGUUUCUAUAAAGCUGGUAUGUUGUACAAAUCUAGAGCUUAAUUAAAGAAAUCACAACGGCCAAUGAGAACUCUCAGUGAAAACAACCAUACAGCCUUAAGGGCGGGAAAGCGCGGGCGACCAAGUCGUGAUUGGUUUUUUGUUUUGAAUCUGAGUGGUCAAGAGGGUGGCACGAAUUCUCUUGACCAAUUACAGAGCGAAAAUAAAACCAACGUAAUCACUCUAUAUAUCUAUUUCCUUUUGGUGAAUCGUCCAAGACGCUGUAAACUGUGAAGUUCCUAUGUGUUAAUAUAGUGUUUCACUCAAAGCUAAUCCCCUGUAAUGUCCGUUCACAGAGGACGCGGGAUGUAACUGUUAUUUAAACCAGUUCGUACGCAGUGUGGGCGGCGUAACCGGAAACGCAGGUCAAGGGGAUAGAGACUCGGGAUUUGUUCAAUUCAGCUCAUUGUUCUUAAAGGGAAAGAUCCUGUACACUCCUGAUAACAAUGUGACCCGUUAUAUCAUUCAACAGGUGAGAUUUUAAUGUAAUCUUGUAAAAGAGAAGUAUGCUACUUAAUUUAUCCUAAUAAGGAUCAAUGUCAGUAGCUGAGCAGCCGCACACCAAACCCUCUCCUAAGCCAACAGCAGUCAAAUGAUAACAAGCUGGGGUUGAUGUUGGUUUAGGGGAGGGAUAGGUGGGCAGUUGCUCAGGUAAUAGCAUUGAUCCGCUUAAACUGACUUCGGACGUCGCCAUUUGGAAGUUUGCUCAGCAACCUGGUUUUUACCAACCAGCUCUCUCGGUAAUUAGUGGUAUCAGUUAGAAGCUUUCCACUUUAGCCAUAGCAGGAGGUGUUUGCGAACUGCGCUUGGUGGUUUUUCGUGUGCAGUAGGCUAUACAUAACACAACUGUGGGAAUUAUUACUUAAGCUUUAAUCGGACUGAUAUAUUACAUGCUAUAAUUUACAGAUAAAGAAUGAGCUGUCUGAUAUUACUCGGAUACGAGACUUUGCCUCCUGGUGGGUGAAUAAUUCAGACUAUAUCCACAAGAGUGUUUUGAAUUACACUAACCUGCUCAAGAGACCACUGGACUCGGUAUGGAAAAAUUGUUUAAUUUUUUCUAGCUAUAAACGCAUUUCUUCCCUAGCUGGUUGACGGUUUAGCCUUCUUCUGGUAUGCGAUCCUGGUUAAGUGACCUGGGAUUUCUUUGCUUUUUCUUAAAUGAUUUCGCUCUCUCGUUGGUCCAGAAAAGUCAUGCCAUCCUCUUAACCAAUCAGAUUCAAAUCUAAAACCAAUCACCGCUUGAUCACUCACGAUUUCCCGCGUUUCAGGCUGUUUACUGGGUUAUGAUUUGAGCGGCUCUGAUUGGCUCCUGAUAGAUUUUUUUUGUACUGAUUGGCUGAUGGGAUUACCAUUGGUUUCGUAUACUCAAUUGAAGUGUGCUCCGAAGUCACACGAGUGAUUGGAAAAAAACAAUAAUGGUAAUAACAAUAAUAUUAAUAACGAGGAAAAAGUAAAAAGAUGACGGCAAAUUACUUGUUAAUCAGCCUAAUUAUUUUAAAGCUGAUUGGAGGAAUUAAAGCCCUUUUACCAACUAAAAAAAAUCAGCAAAAUUUAAAGGCAAACUAUACAUAGGUGAAACGCAAUUAUGAAGAGAAAUGUAACAAUUCUCUUUUUUCACGAGAGAAUUAACGGCGCGUGUGAUUGACGUAUACUACACGCGAAUAAAACACACCUGUUGCGGAACCGUCCGUCACUAUACAAAGGGAGAAAUAACAAUGUAUUUCAUUUAAUUGUGAUCACAUUCCUUUGCGAAAGCAAAGAACCUACCUAAAUUUGGUUUCCCUCUAACAUGUAGCGUCGUAGCUCAGUUGUUAGUAACGCCCAAAUAGUGUUUUUGAGGCACCGGUUCAAAUCCCGUCGAAGCACGAAUUUUUUCAAGUUUCUUUUCUGCAAUUUCGGCUCACUUGUAAGGAUCGUUUCUUUGCUUGGAGCAAUAGGUCUUACGCAUACUCGUUUGACCAGCGGUUGUGGCUGUUAACGAAUAUUUCUAUCUAGAAAGCUCGUUGUAAAUUAUAUUUAUGAUGGGAUCGUAUAUCUUCCUCCCUUUUUAGAGGAUUUGUGAACUAUCGAAUGUCCUGAGAACUGGAGCAAACCCAGACUGGUCUGAGGUGUCUUUGAACUUGUUAAAUUCUUCUGCUCGUCGUAACAUUACGAUAAUACCAGAAUCGUUUAAUGUCACCACUGUGCUGAAUAGCUUGGAUCAGUUGUUUGGAACGAUCCUGAGAGUAUUUAAAUGCGCAUCGCAUGAGUACUUUGAAGGUUAUAAAGAUGAAGAUUCCUUGGUUAAACGCGCCAUCAAUACGUCGGAGGUACCAGCUAUUGCAAGUAAGUUCGCAAUUUUUUUUGCCGUUUUUCUUUUAGGUUACGAUUGAGUAUUUUUGUUCGUUAGUUAAGUAACGACUCCAGCUAUGAACAAUCGCGCUAUCCCCCUCCUUGCUUAGCCCUUUGAUCCCCCCUAAGAAUGACCAGCAUCCAAUUUCUCCUUACAGUAUCACCCCUGAGUCAAACAUUAAGGUCAGGAGAAUAAAGGACAUGAUCACCACUUAAAGCAGCUCUUGAUUGUUAAACAAAUUCUCCUUGGCAGCGCCUGAGGAAAUGUAGAGAACAGUGUGAAGAAUAUGGAUAUUGAUGUUAGGGUAUGAAGGGUGAAAUGGAAGGUGGAAACCUUAAAAAAAAAAGAUGCUAUCACUUUUUUACCACUUAAGUUUCCAUCGUGCUUCAUUCCACGCAAUGUUAGUACUCAAAACUUGACUCACAGUCAACACUUGCAAACCGAACUAAACAUGAAGCCGUUGUGUGUUUAUUGAAGAUGGUUUGCUUUUUUUUUUAAACAGGUUUAGUGUUUGAAGAUUCUGUCGGCGACCUCGAUAAUGUUCCCAAGUUUAUCAAGUACAAGAUACGACAGGACGUGGAUUAUACCCCAGCUACAAACAGGAUACGUCGUUGGUAAGUCCAGCGAUUUGUUCAUUUUUGACCUUCUUGAGGGAGCUACUUACCCUUUGAGUGGCAACCCAAAGGCAUUUCGUAUGAAGCCAAAUUUACAUAUUUUUCCUAUGGACCGACUGGAUGCUUUGUGUCUACAUAGUAUGAAUCAUUUUUUGACAUGGGAAAUAUGACCUUUGAGCCCAAAGUACUUGAUGUGAUGGAAGUAGAACCUGCCCUUCCUCUUCACAAAGUGGGAGACACGGAGGCUUUGUGGCUUGUGCGAUGAACUUCGGAUUAAGAAGUCUUGGUUUCGCCCGGGCCAAGGCUCCUUGCAUUUUGUUCUUGUUAACCCAUUACACCCUGACACCAGUAUGCAUUUUCUCCAUACUGUUCUCCAUACAUUUCCUGAGGCACUGAUGAGGAGAAUUUGUUUAAAAAUCAAGAGCUUUUUAAAUUGGUGAUCAUUUCUUGAUUCCCGUUACUUAAAUGUGUGGGUGACUUGAAGAAAAAAUUGCCGGGGGGUUUCUGUGAUGGACAAGCUUUUAAUCCAAUUUGAAUUAGCGAAGUGUCCCUCUCCACUCAGGAGUAUAAAUAGGUACCAGCAACCUCCCCGGGAGACCUUAAAAAAUUGUUGAGGGUGGGAGGGGAGGGUUGUAAUGGAGUAGCAUCUCAUCCAAUGGGAAUUAGUAAAGUGACUUCCUCCGUGGUCGUCCAGUAAUUGCUUAGGGUUAGGGUUAGUAGAUGGGUAUCAGCGACCUCCCAGAGAGACUGUCACUUGGGAUAAAUAUGGGGGGUUUCUGUGACAGACUAGCAUUUCAUCUAAUGGGAACUAGAAAUACUCCUUAGUUACCUGAUGUUUUGGGAACUGGAAUGCGUUUCAAUGGUUUGGGCCUCGUCUUCACGCAAAUUCGUUUUCUGUUUUCAGGUAUUGGCGCCCAGGCCCUCAAGAUAGCUUCUUCAAGCAGAGAUACUUCAAUUUUGGGUUUUUGUACUUGCAAGACUUGAUUGAUCGCGCUUUGAUGAACAUAUUGCUGAAUGAGACCAUUGAGGAACCGGGGGUAUACAUGCAGGAGUUUCCGUAUCCAUGCUACGUCAAGGACAAGUGAGUUUAUCGGAAUUUACAGGUUAUAAUAGAUUGUAGAAGGCGUUUCUCGCUCGAGAGUCAUAGAAACACAGGAAAGUAUCAUAGUGAGGUAACAAGGGUUCUCUGAUUUAAAAAAAAAAAAAAAGAAUUAAGUGAAAAACACUUGCUCUCUGUUUAGUAGCCAUUUUCAGUUUGUAAAACGGAGCGUGGUCAUUAACUGCGCGAUAGUAGUGGAGGGGUGAAAAGCCGAGGGAGGUUUGGUGUUGAUCAAAACGCGACUCAACCCCAGCCUCCCUCGUUUUUUCACUCCACUCCGUUUUGCCAACUGAACGCCUGGAAGAGGCUCGCUGUUCAGCGAUUUAUCGCAUAUGAUAGCGGUGUCAUUAAGCCUUGGUAAAUCUGAGACGUGGUAUUUAGUUCAGUGCUUUUUGUGGCCUUUGUAACUGUACUUAUUGUAUCUUCAGGUUUGUAUUCUAUAUCGGUGGCACAAUGCCGUUGUUCAUGACCCUGGCCUGGAUAUUCAGUGUGGCAAUGAUAAUCAGAGGUGUUGUUCACGAGAAAGAACGGCGUCUUAAAGAAGUCAUGAAGGUAGCAUCAUCAAACUAUCAUUGAUUACAUAUAACAUUCCUAGUGAUUUCACGCGGAUUCUCAGGCGACUGGAAAAAAUUACGUCCUUGUCAGCAAUCGAUCCAUGGAUCAGCAUACCACGUGAGGGAAGUGGCACUACUUUCGUUUCUUCAGCUUUGAAACUCUUAAGGGUGGCCAAUUUACAUUAUCAACUCAGUUGAUAAAACCAAAUUGUCUUGUUACACUCCGCCACCGAUGCAGCAACACAGUUUCUUUAUAAAACUAUCCCAUUUAUUUACUUAUAUCACAGUCAGGAUAAGCUCCCGUUGCUAAUCUGGGCAUACCUAUUUUCAAAAUUGCGCGUCCUUAUAAAUCGACCAUUAUACUUCGAUUGAAGUCAAUUCUCGUUUCUGUUUUUUUAGGUGAUGGGUCUUGGUAAUGGUGUGCACUGGGUGGCUUGGUUCAUUAACAGCUCAAUUCUUAUGGUCAUCACGAUAGCUUUACUUGUUGCUGUCCUGAAAGGCGGCAAGAUCUUAUGGCACAGUAAUCCUGUGGUUAUCUUCUUGUUCUUGUUCGUGUUCAUGAUCGCCACUAUUAUGAUGUGUUUCUUGAUUUCGGUGUUCUUCGCCCGAGCAAACUUGGCCGCAGCUUGUGGGGGAAUCAUCUUCUUUGUCACCUAUUUGCCUUAUGUGGUAGUGCGGUGGUUCGAGCAGUAUAUGACUACGGGACAGAAAGCUAUUGCGGUGAGUUUGAUGUAUUAUAAAUUUAUAGAAUAUUUGGGAUAGUACGCGCGCUCUCAUUGGUCGAUAGUCGUGUUUAGAAGAGAGGUUGUAGACAAGGUUGUGACGUGACGCUUUCAUUUGACGAAUUGUAUUUUAGAAAUGUUUUCUAAAAGCAACAGAAGACUUUUUCUGUGUUUACGCAGCCUCUUUUCCACACUCGUGAGGUUGAGAGAAUUGUCAAAAUUUUUGCAAACCCUCGACUGCGUCUUGCAUACCUUCCUUGAAUUCUCCCACGCGCGUGACAAAUGCAAAGCGUCUUUAUCCAUAACGUUAUUUAUCAAUAUUCCACAGAGUUUACUAUCCACGACAUCCUUUGGUGUCUGCUGCAAUUACUUGGCGCGGUAUGAAGAGCAGGGGGUUGGUGCCCAGUGGUCAAACUUCUUCUCGAGUCCUGUUUCAGGCGAUGGUUUCAGUCUAGGUUAUGCAAUAUGUAUGAUGAUGAUUGACGCUGUCAUUUACGGCAUCCUCACUUGGUACAUAGAAGCUAUUUUGCCAGGUGAGUGGUGUUUUCUAAUUAUAUGUAUUGACUAAGUUAAACGCUUUUAAUUAAGAUAACACAACCAUAACAGCCUGACUGGUUAACCCUUUAACUCCCAGAAGUGAUUAACAUGUAGCCUCUCCCUAUAAUAUCCUUACAAUAUUCUGUAAACAGUUAAUGAGAAUGCUCAAACUUAUCAGGUUGAAGUUGUCAUCUUGAUCUGACACCAAAUUCUCAUAGCUUGUUCACAAGAAAUUGUAUAGCGGCUAGAAGGGAGAAUCAACAAUCAGAUCUUGGGAUUUAAAGGAUUUAGGGGCCAAUUCACUACAUUUUUGGGAUCACAGACGAUUGUUUCAAUUGAGUGUCGAAAGUAAUCAGGGAUUGCAUUACUUUUUCUUUUCUUCGCUCAGUGAUUGGUCAAGAAAACUUAGGCCACUCUUUCUACCAAUCAGAAGCAAAGCUACCCCCAAUCACGUGACACGGUCACCCGCUUUUUCCCGCGCUUUCAGCAGCAAGCUUGUUUUCACUUUGAGUUUUUAUUGGCUCUUUACGAUAUUUUGCUUUCUGCUGGUUGGUCUGUGCGAUGACUUUGAUUUUACUGUACGACACUCAAUCGAAUAGCGCUCCUAAAGAAUUGGAAAUCUUAUAGUAAUAUCUUGCUAGUAUAGCAAAUUUCAAAGAGGUAGAGGUCGACUAAAAUGAAACGAUAAAUAUCUGAAGAUAAAGAGAUUAACCCGCAUUGCAGAUACAAUCUUUGAAAAUUUGUUUGAAAGGAACAAAACGCCACUGUCCCCCACUGAAGUAUAAAGCCACUUACUUACUACCAACCACUGGCGCGUAUCGUCCACUAAAUUAACACUUGAUCAUUUUUCUUAUCCUUUCACCUUUACUAGGCUGAUCGGUUUGAAACGAUUUUACCCGUCAAUAUUAGGCAGUGUGUGUGAUAUGCAAAUCUGAGGUCUUUGGCUUGGCCAACUUCUAAUAACGCAUCUGUUAGAUGUGCAGCAGUUACUAGAGAUAAUUACUAAACAAAUCAGGAGCGUUGAAGUGUUAAGUAAUCUUUCCACUGUGUGAUUUCCACAGGUCAGUACGGUAUUCCACGACCCUGGUACUUCCCAUUCCAGAAGUCUUAUUGGUUUGAAGUUGCCAACAAAAAGGUCUUGGAGGUUGAUGCAUCAGAUACACAGCGAGUAACCAGCCGCUCUGAAAGCAGAGGAGCGGUGUCCUACAGAAGUGAUGUAAGUGGAGGAAGAUGAGAAGGGAGGGGGUAGAGAAGGAGGAAUUGUAAGGGUGGGCGGGAGAAAGGAUGGAGGGAGGAGGGGAUGGAGAUAGGCAGGAAGAAGGUAAGGGGUGUGGGAGUAAGAGGGCUGCAAGGUUGGAAGAAAGGACGACGGGAAGGAUCAGGGGAGGGAGAAGGGUACGAAGGGGUGGAAGGGGCAAGAGUGGAAUAAAGGAGGGAGUUAAGCAGGAGGUAUUUCUUCAGCCUUCCUGAGCUCUACCUUCCCUUUGAAGAAAGGGUUUUAGCAGGUUCACGUCUCUGUCGGUCUUUGCGCUGGUGUUUUUGUUUUCUUGCUCAUCUAUGAAGUCAUCUAUUGUUCCUUCAAGGAGAGUAAACUUUGGCACUUCUUACGUGUCUCUGAUUGGACGAACGAUUUAUUUUCACAGUCGUUCGCUUUUCUGAUUGGUUGGUUGUGUAUUUGGUACGAAUUUUACGCGGGCUUUUUUUUCAUGUCUAAAUCUCGGUAUGUAUGAAAUAAAAGAUAUUUAGACACGGGAAAUCACUAUGGACGGCGCAUAAGCAUUAAAUAAAACGUAGUUAAUAAGACAUGUAAGAUUUAGAAGCUUUUUCCUUUCUUUUUAGAGCGGAGGAAUGGACGAAGUUGCCUUCCAAGACGAAGACAGGUGCAGUGUGACAGAGAAAGAACCCACUCAGCUCCCCUUAGGAUGUUCAAUCAAGAACUUGGUUAAGGUAAGGAAGGCUUUGCACUCCUCCCCUGAGGAGAAGUUUUGUCAAUGAAAUUCGCGGUAGGGUUGCCUAACAUAUAUGCCAAGUCAGUGGGUUUCUACAGGAGAUAUGUGCAUUAAGACUGGGAGAGAGAACUCGUGUAUGUUUUUGUAUAUCUCUUCUAAACUUGGAAGCAUCUCUAACCUGUGACCCCCAAGAGUGAUUAGCAUCUAAAUUCUCCUUACAAUAUCACCCCUGAAUCAAACAUUAAGGUCAUGACAAUAAAGGAAAUGAUCACCAAGUUAAGAAGCUUUUGAUUGGCAAACAAAUUCUCCUUGUCAUCACGUAGAAAAUGUAUAUGGAACAGUAUGGAGAAUAUGAAUGCUAAUGUUAAUGUGUAAAGCCAGUUAACUCAUUGCUUAUCCUAGAAGUGGAAAGGACGCCUGUUAAAUAUGAAGCUAUUAUAAGCCUAACUCGCUAACUAGUUCUCUGUACAACAGCUGGUGAAGAUUUCGGCAUUGGAGCUGCUUUAUUUUUGUUAGUUUUUAGGGAUGCAUCUAAAUUUAACUCCUUCCCGCUUUGGGUUUCUUUUAUUUUUCUUAUGCCAGAUUUACAAAGAUGGCAACAAAGUUGCGGUAGACGGAUUGAGUCUCAACCUGUACCAAGGACAAAUUACGUCAUUUCUCGGCCAUAAUGGCGCUGGAAAAACUACUACAAUGUCUGUAUUGACCGGUUUGUUCCCCCCAACAUCGGGUACUGCCAUCGUUAACGGGUACGACAUCCGAAAAGAUAUCGAUUUGGUUCGAAAAAGCCUCGGAAUCUGCCCGCAAUACAACGUUUUGUUUGAUAAUUUGACCGUGUCUGAACAUCUGUGGUUCUAUGCGUCGCUGAAGGGGAUGCCUAAGGAAGAUAUCCCGGCCGAAGUUGAGAGGUAAUUGAUGACUCUAACUUACAGUUGUUAUUGUAAGGUGUGGGUUUUUUUCCUCGCACUGUCAUAGCAGAGAUUAUAGACACAUUUAUAAUAACAUUGACAACGUUUCGAAUAUUAUCAGUAAUUCCACAACAACAACACGAACAGCAACAGAAAAAACGACGGUGACCAUUUCCGUGACUCCAACAUGAAAGACACGAGUAGAUCGCGAUUGGAGGAAGAAGCAACUACCUAAAAAAUUCUGACCACAAUACUUAAAACGAUUGAGGAACUAUGGUAACCCGAGUGCGCAAACUUAAGUUAGUGCAAAAAAAACAAAAACUCUUGCGCGAUGAGGUUACUUUCCUUGUAUAUCCAUGGCCGAUAUUAAGUUAUUAUAUUUUUAUGUAUGAUCGUGAUCAAUCUCUGGGGUAGCAAAUAAAUGAUUCUUUAAGGUGGACUGCAAUUUAGCAAUUGUAGAAAAGAAGCUAAGAGCAACGGGUUCGAACCCGUGGCUCUUAGAUAUUCAUGCUAUUGGUUUGUCAUUCACGAUUGAUAGUGUUCACAACAUGGUUACAUGCCUCCUACGGACACGAAGACAGGUGAAAAAAAAGGGGUUUUUAAUAAAAAAAAAUACUACUUGGGCUUUUCCCAGUGCUUUCGACCCCAUGGUUAUGUUUUUAAUUGUUAUUCAUUAGGGUUAAUGUGAUCAGUUAAAUAAUCUUUCCUUUUACUUCGUUAGAUUCUUAAAAGAUGUUGGCUUGGAGGACAAGAGACAUGAAUUAUCUUCAUGUCUCUCUGGUGGAAUGAAACGGAAACUCUCCGUGGCCAUGGCCUUUGUAGCAGGCUCCAAAGUCGUCAUCCUGGAUGAGCCCACAGCUGGUGUUGACCCAUACGCACGGCGAGGAAUCUGGGACUUGCUUCUUUACUACAAAACAGGUACUUUAUGUGUGAUUGCUUGGAUAUUGCUCCAUUCCAAAGCAAAAUCUUCGAAUCUCAGACGGCAUAGACAGUUAUUAUUAAGAUCUUCGUAAACUGGACUUCCGUUUUUGAUUGCUUUAGGCCGCACUGUGCUUCUCUCCACGCAUCACAUGGACGAGGCAGACAUCUUGGGAGACAGAAUCGCCAUUAUCUCACAGGGGAAGCUUCAGUGCUGUGGUUCUUCUUUGUUCCUCAAGGGACAUUAUGGCAACGGGUACUACAUGACACUCACUAAGAAGGCUCCAGAGGAGAGGCCUGGUACGGCAAGGACCUUAAAGGACGUGACGUUAAUGGGGUCGGGCCCUUCAACCGGGAGCUCUCUAGAUGAAGGUCAAAUUAGAUUAAAGAGUUCAAGGGAAUGUAGAGGUUAUCAAUUGACUUUCAGGAGGCCAAAACUAAAACAGUCGCAACAGCCAAUAAGAACGAAGGAAAAUAUGACAAGAAGCCAAUCGAAAGUCGAAGAAAAUCAAGUAAAUUUUCUGAAGCACGCCGGGAAAAAAACCCGAGUGGGCAAGUCGCGUGUAGUUUUAGUUUGAAUCUGAUUUGUCGAGAAAGUGGCGCAAGGUUUCAGAACCAAUCACAGAGCGAAGUAAGGCAAACCAAAGCAACCUAGUAAUGCUUUCGACUCUCGAUCAGAUAUUUAAUGGAAAAUGUAGGCGAAGUUUAUAAGGAAAACAAUGACGUAGAUUCCCUAAGUUAAGUAAGAUUAUCGUACUGUAAAUUUAUUCAAUAUAUCUGUUUGCUUAUAAUUGUCCGUCUAGAAGUGUAUUGUAUUUUUUCUUUCCUCAGGUGUUGGUAUGGACUCAUUGGACGCUUCAGAACAAGGGAGCCUCAAUUCCGUGCCUGCAAAAUCCUCCUCAGACCCCUCUCUGCAUGUCACUGAAGUGUUCUGUAAGGAGUCAGCGGUAACUUCCUUCGUCAAGGCCUAUAUCCCCUCCGCUGAACUGAUCGAGGACAUUGGGUCCGAGCUAACUUACGUUCUGCCCACUGAGUUAGCUGGAGAAGGCCGCUUCCAGGAUCUGUUUGAAGAGCUUGAUAGAAACUUGGAUAAACUACACAUUGGUAGUUAUGGCGUGUCAGAUACCACUCUUGAAGAGGUAACGUUGUAGUUUUUGAGAACACUUACUCCCAAGAUAUGAGUCGUAAUUCUCGCUACAGGUCUCAUAUUUUUCCUUGUAAAAUGUGUGAGAGAAUUCGGUGUUAAAUCAAGUCAAUGUCUAGCGUGUGAAGUGGUCUAUUCUCGUCGCCUAUUUGCGGAAUAAUCUGUUGAUACGUUAGGGAGAGGUUACUGUUUGAUCAGCUCUGGAACCUGUGACUUGAUUAAUCUCUCUCUAAAGUCUAUAGUUAGGAAGAAAAUUGAUCAUGAGUGGAAGGUUAGUUAGGAAGAAAGGUGUUGAUCAUGAGUGACCAACAUCUAAUCUCUCUUACAGUAAGACUACUGUCUUGUUCAUUGAGAUCAUGAGAAUAAAGGAAAUGGUCGCCAACCUAAGGAGCUUUGAUUGUUUGACAAAUUCUCCUUGUCGGUACCAAAGGAAAUGUAAGAGAGCAGUAUGGAGAAUAUAUAUACUGGGUUAGGGUGUAAAGGAUUAUCCAAACAGGAUCAAUAUCAGUAUUUGGGCAACGGCCCACCUACCCCUCCCCUAACCCAACAUUCACCCUAACUUAUUAUCAAUUGACUGUCGUUGGGUUAGGGGAGGGGUAGGUGGGCAGUUGCCCCGAUACUGAUAUUGAUCCAAACGAGCUAACAUUGAGUGGGUGUAAGUCUCAUGUGUUUUCUCCUGGUUUUAACUCAAAGGGCCGUUUACCUACACAAGGUCCAGCCCAAACCACGGUUUUGCUUAAUCAGUGGGCCUUAGGCUUUCCCUGUAAGAGGGAUGAUUUGAUUAAAUAAAUGUUCUUUCAUUGUUAGCUUUCGGCCAUUUUGACAUAGUUCCCAAAGAUAAAUGUUCUGAUAAAAGGUCCAGCUAAAUUUAGGAUUGUUUUGGACGCGGUUUUUGGUAUACAGCGGCUAAACUUUGUUUAAAUAACCGGCGCAAAGAUUUUACCAACAUCUUUUUAUAGCUACUAUUUUGGCGACGGAGUUACAAAGGUUGAAACAUUUUAUUGUUAUAACGUGACGCUCACCACUUUCUUCAUUCUUUUAUUUUUCCUAAUCAGGUUUUCUUGAAAGUAGCCGAAGAAGCCAACGCCGAAGAAGAAGGUAAGACCACCAAGGUGUUUUUGCCUUUCAAGACUUGAUCUCUCAUUAAUAUGUGAAUACGCCAACAAUACUGCGCAUGUGUAAUGCUUUAUUCUGUACAAUUACGAUGCGAAAAACACAAAAAAACACUGGGACCGUUUCGUUAUAGCUUACAUCAAACGAAUCUUGUUUCUCCACUUUAUAUCUUCCCUACGUCGCACAAACAAUCUUACCCCUAUCUCAUUCUUUAAACACCGAUUUUAUUUGUUAAAUUUAAACCACAACUUUUUAUUUUGCAAUUUUUGUUUUUCCAUGAUCACCAGACAUGCUUGCCGCUGAGAUGCCCAAACGCCGACCCAGUUUCCGCACUCAGCUGAGCCGCAGUUCAAGAAUAAGCGACAGUUACAAUGACAGAGAACAGCUAUUGGCUGAUGAUAGUCAAGAAUCAAAUGGUGAGACUUGUAAACAACCAGUAACUGAACGAUACUAUUGCCCAGUCGCUAUUUGUGUUUUGUGAUCGAGAGAAGAUUGGAGUUGAGUGGAAAGGGGCGCCCGAAGUCAAAGAUAACCUUGUUCGCGGGCUCUCUUUCCUUAUCUUCCGAGGGGUACUGGGAAGGGAAGAAGCCACGAGAGCGAGGUUGAGAUUAACCAAGCGAGUACUCAGUGCGUACUUUAUGUUUGGGGUACUUCAGUGGUUUUGUCUUUCUGUCACAGAGACUGCACUGAUUUGAGUCAGACCUUGAUCAUUUUUUUCUAUUUUUAUUGUUUCCGUUGCUAUUUGACAUGAUUCAACGUCAGGGUUGGAGAUUCAAGCUAGAGAAUAUUCAAUUUCGCUCGCAACGUUUUCUUUAAUAGGGAAAAAAGUUUGGACAAGGUCUCUUUGGUUGCUGAUGUCGCCAAGAAUCAGCCAGUGCCCUUUUUUUUAACAUUUUUUGACGUAAUUGCUUUGAGAGGCUGGAAAUUUUUGAUAUAUUCAGCACCGGAGGAAAACAAUUUUAAACUGGGAGCUUCAAGAGAAAUAUAUGGGGACAUGGAUUGACAGAACUGGAAAAGAUCCAGCGAAUUACAUCUGGGUCAACCCUUAAAACUCCCUAAAAGAUCAACAUCUAUCUUCUCCUUACAAUUUCAAUGCAUUAUCCAGGUCAUGACAAUUGGUAAACUUAUCAGACAGGUUUUGUUAUAGUGAUACUGAUAUAACACCAAAUUCUCAUAACUUAUGUAUAAGGAAUCUUAUAGCAGGAGGAUGGGGGAAUUUAAGAAGGAUCACUGACUUAUUUCAUUUUAGCAGAUGACGACACCCCCUCUGUGCUUGAUGCCCUGGAUGGAGUUUACGACGGAGAAAAGAGACUGACAGGUGUCAAGUUACUGAAAGGACAAUUCUGGGCUCUGCUAGUUAAACGGUUCCAUCAUACCAGAAGAAAUCGGAAAGGAUUCAUUUCUCAGGUAGAACUAUUAUUAAUGGAAAAAGCAACAGUUGUGAAAGCCGAAAUAUUUCUGUGUUAGAUCGAUUUUUUGAUCGAUUGUUGUAAACCCAAAACCAAAAAAUCUUAACGACCAAUCAGAGCAAUGGAGAAUAUCGCGAGGAGCCAAUGAGAAAUCGAAGAAAAAGAAAGCGGAUCAAUACCUACCCCUCCCCUGGUUCAACAACAAUCAACUGUUAUAAAGUUAGUGUAAUUGUUGGGUUAGGGGAGGGGAGGGGAGGGGUAGGUGCACAGUUGCUCCAAUACUGACUUUGUUCAAGAAAGCUCACUGCCUGAAAAGCGGGAUAAUGCGAGUGGCAAAGUUUUAGCUAGUUUUAAUUUUUUCCUCAUCGGUUGAGAGGGAGAAGCGAAUGACCCAUGACAGAGUGAAGUAAACACAGACAAAUGCAUUCACAGAAUGCUUUCGACACUAAACUGAAAACUGCUUGAGAUUGAAGGUUUUUGGAGCUAACCGUUCAUGGAACUUCGGUAUUACGACUGAGUCUGUCGUUCGUUUUUUCAGAUUCUGCUACCUGCUUUCUUUGUCUGCCUGGCCAUGCUCGUGUCACAGAUCAGACCAGUUUCAGAGAUGCCAGCACUUGAACUGAACACCGACAUGUUCUUAGACCUCGAUCCACAUGAGCAUUACUUGGCGUUUGCUUUGGAUGACAAUGGAAAGUCAGUUUUGACGCAAAACAUGAUGGAUAUGCUGGUGCAGUAUCCGGGAGUUGGUGAGUUGAAUAAUCGACCUCCGUUAUCCGCUUCCAAAAUAUAUAGAUUUGCAGCAGUAUACGGGGGCAAUAUGCGUAGCCUAUCACGUUACAGGAUUUUGUACCGUCUUUAACAUUACUCUUCACUGCUUUAGGGACGUCCUGUUUGGAAAAUUCCUGUAAAAGAAAACCAAUAAAAUUCAGUCCGGCUCCAAAAGAAAAUGUCAGUACUUUACAAUGUGACUGUCGAUCAACCGGAACUGCAAAAUGUCCCGCGGGUGCCGGCGGCCCUAGGCCUUCUCAGUGGCAGUCGUUUACUGGUGACAGGCUACAGAACUUGACUGGGCGCAAUAUGACGGACUAUCUGCUCAAGACGUAUCACAAUUUUAUUCGAAAGAGGUAGGGAUUCUAUUGCGUUUGAUGUUAUUGCCAUGCAGUCAAAUGUUAAAGGUCCUGUGCUGCCAGCAGUGAUCUUUUUUGUCGUUCGUUUACACCUUCGGUACAAACCAAAAUGACGUCUUGGACUUCUUAAGUUUCCUGGCAAAGGCAGUGUCAAUCUUUAUAUAAUUUUCGUGUGCAAGACCUCGAAGGGAACAACAUGACAGGUCUGGUUGUAGUAAAGGGUUAGGAAUUUCGUGGCGUUUUUGCGUUUUUGCGGUGUCCUAUACUGCUACCCAUGUCUUUUGUCGUCGCUAGUUCAGCCCUUCAGUGCUAUUUUGAUUGACGUCAUUUGUGCACAAAGUUCCGCAGAAAGACAGCACACUCCUCAAUUUAUGUUUGUGUAUUAGGUAUCCUCGAGAAUGACAUUCUCUCCCGAAGUGUUCCGUGCUCAUGACAUAUCUGAUCGCAAUACAGGCGAACUCGCUUCGAAGUCAUUAAUAACGCUUUGUCCCGUGGUAAGGAAGAAUGAUAAUUGGACUGAGAUCGGAAUUGGUGCUUUGUAAACUACCAUAGUAAUGCACAGGUGUCAAGAACUGUUUUCAUAAGCGGCUGUGCCCGAAAAGGGGCCUCAAGGCGAAACCUAACUCGAACCUGCGAGCAGAUAGACCAGCGGUGAAGUGGCUUCUUUUGAAACCCCUGAUUUUAUAACUGUUUUCUUUUCCUGUUGUGUUUCAGAUAUGGAGCUGUAACCCUCGGAGAUAACUUCAGAAAUCUGCCUAGCUCUUUCUCUCAGUCAAACGUUUCGUACCUCAGCGGUAUUUUUAAGCAGCGCAAUGCAAAGGUAAAUCUGUCAUUGAAGUGUUUAUUGUUUCUCUCACAUAACCUAUUUACCACUUUGACUUAGUAAAUAUCUUACCACCGUUGCACUAUAUAUAGGCACAGCUAAAUAAUGAAAUGCUACGUCACAGGUGUGCGGUCAAUAACGCGGGCUCAAGCGUAAGAGGGAAAAAAAAUUCAGCGAAAUUUUCAGGAAAAAAGGGCUGGCAUUUAAACCGCGGCACCUUGUUGUCGUGGAAGGCAUUUUCCUAUUUCUAGUUAGCUCUCGUCACUCGCUUUAUUUCUUUGUUGUUACAGGCCUGGUACAACACUAAGGGUUAUCAUGCUGCCCCGACAUUCCUAAACAUACUGAACAAUGUGAUCCUCAGAGGCAAGGCUCGCGAGAAAGGACUGAAUGCGUCACUGUUUGGUACGUUAAUGAAAGUGAACUAUUGCGUUACUUUUCAUGUCACGCAUGGCUGGUGUUACUUUAAGCGCUUUUGAUCGAGUGUCUGAAUUUUCAAAACCACUGUAACUGCAUCAGCCAAUCAGACCAGAGGUGAACUUUGCUGGGAGCCAAUGAGAACUUAGAGUAAAUGAGUGCAAAAGGCCUGAAACGCGGAAAAACGUGUGAGUUACGGGUGAUUGGCUUACGUUUUAUUUUUUAUCUGAUUGGCCGAGGGGAAGAUGCAAGUUUUCCAAACCUUUUUGAAAAAAAAAAAUUUAACGGCAAAACCAAUGCAAUAUCAGACUACCUUUUUGCACUCAAUUUGGUAAUCGAAAUCGACAAUAUAAUAUUGUAAACUUAGCUUUGUUUGUCGACUGGAGAUGUAUUCCAUAACAUAAGUAUGUUGCUUUUAAUGUUGUUUUGUGGGUUUUUCAUCAGGUAUUAACACCUUUAAUCACCCUAUGAACUACACCAAGGAACAGCUGAGCGAGGAAAAUCUGUAAGUUAGGCCCUGGAGCCGAGUUUGUAUUUUGGAAAUGACAAGGAAGUCAAACCACCAAGUAGAAGACUGGUCAAAGGCGCGAUCUCUACACUUAGGGACAUAUCACCUUUUUUCAGGAAAAGGAGGGGUGGGGGGUGAGGGGUGGGCUGAUGCAUUUUUAUCUUCCUCUUCAUAAUUUCCCGUGGCCCUGUUCUUGUCACACUGCAUAAAGUCAUGUGCCCCCUCCCCCCUCCCUGUGAGUGGCUUGUCGUUGGUCCUUACUUUUUUCUGUUGUAGAAAGGAAAAUGAACUGCACAAGAAAACGUGACCGACCGCUGAGAAAUAGUUGCAGCUCAACAGUUCAUGACCCCCUCCCCAUUUACACCAGCCACCCUUCCCCUAUUACAAAUGACAGGUCCUUUGUUCAGUAACUUGAUGGACUUUUUCUCGUUUACUCAUUCGGCCUAAAUUUUUCAUCUUUUAUUGCUGUAAUUUCUUUAUUCAAUCCUUAGUCACCUUUUUGUCUUUUUCGUUUAUCAUCACCUUUUUUGUGCUUCUCUAUCUGCACAAGCCAAUCUUUUAUAGACUUCUUUGCACCGAAAGAAGAUGCACCUUUUCCAUAAGCUGCCACUUGCCACUUUAAAUAGUCAGUUCUUUCAAUAGAAGCCUACUGCCUAAAAGUUCGAAAGAUUUAGGAUGAAGACCACUCAAAUUUGUUGCAGUGCUGCAUUGAUGCCUCUUUGUUUCAUUCUUUUUAAGUUUCAACCGUAUUGUUGACGUGCUUGUGGCCAUCUGUGUGGUGUUCGCCUUGUCCUUCGUUCCCGCCAGCUUUGUUGUCUACCUAGUCAACGAGCGAGCCUGCAAAGCCAAGCAUCUGCACCUGGUCAGCGGUGUGCGCCCGUUCAUCUACUGGCUCGCUACGUACGUCUGGGACUUGGUGAGUAGGGGCUGAAUGGUGGAUAUAAAUACAGAUCCUCGUACACGACACCACAGAGAAAAGUUUCCCUUCCUUCCUUCCUUUCUCCCAGCACUGUUUUUUUUUUCGUCUUUGCCUUCCUCGACAGUACUGUCAUGAUUGCUAACGUGUCAUGUUUGUUUUUACAGUUCAACUACCUUAUUCCAGCAGUGUGUUGCAUCUUCAUUUUCUUGGCCUUUGGUGAAGACUCUUACACUUCAUCAAGUAAUUUCGCACCGACCUUCCUUCUUCUUAUCCUUUACGGGUAUGUUGAACUUGAAUGUCCUUUUUCAAUUACAAGGGAAGGAAAAAAUUCACUAAAACUAUUACACGGAUCAAUUUGAACCCAAUAAUGAAUUGCGUUGCAUGGAAGUACCAAUUGAUAGUAAUUUUCUUCUCUGAAAAGUCACCCGCCAGGUUUUCAUUGUCAUACUUGUGCGCUCUGAUUAAACACAAGAGGCAGUAUUUUUCUUCGCUAUUCUGCCCUUAACCCUUUAACCCGUAAGAGUGACCAGCUUCUAGUUUCUCUUUACAAUAUCACCCCUGAAUCACACAUUAAAUCCACGAGAAUAAAGGAUCACUUACUAGAAAGCUCUCGGUUGUUAAACAAAUUCUCCUAGCCAGAACUGUAUAAAAUGUAUGUAGAACAGUAUGGAGAACAUGCAUACUGAUAUUGGGGUGUAAAGGGUUAGGCGUUUAUGCAUUUAUUUAAAAUUUGUAUAUUGAAUUUAUGGUUUACGGAGGUAACGCCUUUAUACUGAUGACUGGACUAUUCUCAUCAUUUGUCUCUUUGAAUUAUGGGUUAUGUCACAUGGUAAUCACGUGAUACUGUUCUGGUUCUUUCCAACCUCACAGAUGGGCCAUCACACCUCUCAUGUACCCGGCGUCUUUUCUGUUCAAGGAGUCAAGCACAGCUUACAUCGUUUUGAUUUGUGUCAACAUAUUUAUUGGAAUCAACAGUACUCUGGCUACAUUCAUCUUGGAGUUCUUUGUUGACGAUCAGGUGAGGGAUUGAAACGAAUAUAGAUCUAAAGAUUAUAGAACUUAAGGUACAACAACUCGGAAAUGCCGAUGCUAUUUCCGAGUUGUUGUACCAUUGUUUUCUCCGCUGGGGUAUUGUAUGAUUACUCUUAUUUGACUGUUGCGUUCUUGGUUUAUAAAUUUAGGAGCUCAUUGCGGUUGUCGAGAUGCUGAAGAAAAUUUUCCUGAUUUUUCCAAAUUUCUGUCUGGGCCGAGGAUUAAUCGAUCUAGCUAGAAAUCAGUUUAUGGAUGUAUUUGAGAGGUUUGGUGAGUAUCUUGUUUGUUGUUUGUAUUUUCUUUACAAACAGUGGUAUGAAGCAAUGUAACCCAUCCUUCUCACACUUCCCCUCUCUCCCGAACAUAAAUGGCGAUUGUUUUCCCCCUUCCCCCCCCCUUUUUUUUAUCAGUACAAUUUCGGAUGAUUAUGCCCAUUUCAGAGAACGAACAGUUAUCUUGUGUGACGUUUAGUUAACCAUAGAUUAUAUAGGGAACCACGGUAGCCUUUUUAUUCGUUUCACCCUCAGGAUAUGAAAACUAACUCUUCUUUCCAUCAUUAACACAAACAAAAAAUCUUCGUUUUGUUGUGUGCGUAUGGAGAUAAAUGACAUAAAUAUUGUUCUACUUUAUAUUUAUUGCUUUGUUUUUAUUUUCCUUUUAGGGCAAAAUUUGGUGCGAGAUCCAUUCAGCUGGGACAUCACUGGCCGAAACAUUAUGAUGUUGAUCAUUCAAGGCUUUGUGUUCUUUUUCUUCACUGUCUUGAUCGAAUAUCGCUUCUUCCUGCCGAAAAGGUUUGCUAGUUGUCUUUCCUUGUGAUACUUUCGCAGUGUACUUUAUGAAGUAUGGAGUUGCUGCGAUUACAGGGCAACUGCCGCUGAUUACCAUACAAGCGAGUCACAUUUGUUCCUGGAAACCUGCAAUGAGUGGCUAAAGCCUAGGCAAACUCUACUACUUUUCAAUCUUUUCCCAUAAUUUUAAUUUAUCUCCUCCUCUCCCCCAUUUCAAUGUUGCCUGGUGUUAAGAAAAUGCUCACUGAUUUCAGGGAAGUAAGGGGAGGCGUGCCAACUAAUUUCGCCACUCAUUGUAGUCAUAGUCUUUAUGUAAAAUCCCAUGAUCUGAUAAAGUUAAGCACUUACUGCCCGGCUCCAAAAGAAACAUUGUGCCUGAGGGUUUAAAAAGUUAAAGUUGUAGUAAUGUGUCUCUUUUUUUCCCUACUAGACGGGUGAAUGUCACACUCAAACCAUCAGAAAACGAAGAUGAAGACGUAGAAAAGGAACGAGAACGAAUUGAAAGAGGAGAAGGAACGGAUGAUAUCCUGCGACUCAAGAAUCUCACCAAGGUAAGUUUUAAACUGAACGUAAGACGUGGUGAGACUUUAUGGCACAAGUCUAGCGUUUUUCUUAUAUCAGAAAAACUUAGGAGACACAUUUGCUUGACUUAUUUGCGCGCUCCAAGUGGUUUAUGAAAGGACUCAACUCAUCCAUGUUUGACUCGUACUUGUCACUGCUUUCUCACACCUUUUCUGCGCUUAAAGGCAACGUUCAAUCGAGGAAAAAUCCGCGAUUUCAUUUGUUUUGCUUUGCUCUGUGACUGGUCCAGAAAACAUGUGCCACUAUACUCAACUAAUCAGAGGAAAGUUUAAGCCAAUUACGACUUAGUCACUCACUUUUCCCGCGUUUCAGCUGGACAAGAGGUUUGCUUGUUCCUACCUCGAGUUCUGAUUGGCUCCUUGUGAUUUUGCGUUAGUUCUGAUUGGCCGUUUUGGUUGCUUAUCUUAUUUUUCACGACACCCCAAAUAAACUAGGCGUAAAUAAUAUUUUGUCUACACUUCCUUUAAUUAUUUACACUCUAACAUCAGUAAGCACACUCUCCACACUAUUUUCUAUACAUUUCCUGUGGUACCUACAAGGAGAAGCCUCUUGAGUUGGUGAUCAAUUUCUUUAUUCUCCUGACCUUAAUGUUUGAUUCAGUGGUGAAACCGUGGGGAGAAAUUGGAUGCUUAUCGCUCUUAGUGGUUGAAAGGUCAAGGUGUCUGCGGCUGAUGUGCUGUUUGUGUUUGUGGUUGUUUUUUUGUGAUGCGACUAAUUUUUUAACGGACGUAAACAAAUCUGAUCAAUAUCAGUAUCUGGGCAACUGUCCAUCUACCCCUCCCCUAACUCAACAACAGUCAAUUGAUAACAAGUUAAGGUUAAUGUUGGAUUAGGGGAGGGGUAGGUGGGCAGUUGCCCAGAUACUGAUAUUGAUCCCAAUUUUUUAACGGACGUAAAACAAAAUUGUACCCGAUGAAAAGUAACGACUCAUGUUUCUGUUGUUUUGUGGAAUUGUAUUGAGCCAGCUCCUCUAUUUUAUAGGUGUACAAAACUAGACGGAUGAGGAACGUGGCGGUGAAUCGGCUGUGUGUCGGGGUCCCCAAAGGCGAGGUGAGACCAGUUUAAUCGGUUUUUAUGGGAUGUCCAUAUUGAAUUGACUAAGUAUCUCAUCACGAGAGAGAUAAUAUUCCAGGUGUCAAUAUGUAAUAAUUGAGGAAUUUUAAAACCUCUAAUUGAUUUAUUGUGGUCAAUUGGAAGUCUGAUAAAGGUAACUAAACUUACAUUGCACUUUCCUUUAACGAGGUGCCAGCGCUUGAAGCUUCAGUUCUUUAAAAUUGUUGAUGGUUGUUUAUCUGCCUUUAUCAACUUGUGUUUAAUAAUGAACUUAGACCUCUAACAAGUGAUUCUUUUAUUUUCCUCUCAGUGUUUUGGAUUGCUUGGAGUAAACGGCGCUGGAAAAACAAGCACCUUCAAGAUGUUGACGGGCGAUAUUUCAGUUACUUCAGGAGAAGCCUUCGUCGAUGGCUACAGGUGAAGUGUCUUCAGUUUGGUUGGUUACUUUAGAUACACAACCGAGAAUUUCGGUUAUACUUGAUUCAACGUCGGAGUUAAUUUGGACUUGAGUUGGUUUACCUGACUUCGCUCUGUGAUUGGUCUUAAAAACUCAUGCCAGUCUCUCAACGAAUCAGAUGCGAUCAGUUAAGUGCGUUAUCCAGGGGUUUCAAUGAUCUUUUUCUUAAGCAGCUGCCGUUGGUGUAAUAUUAAUAAGCAGCUGUGCCUGGAAUAGGGUCAGUAGGGGAAAACUGAAUACGAGAACCUGCUCCCAGGCUAAACAGACGGCGGCGAGAAGUCUUGUUGGUGGCGGCUGACCACCAAUUACCGACUUUAAUGGAAACGCCUUGCCUUAUCCCUCGCUUCACGCGGUUUUCUGAAUUUCGUUUUCGAAAUGAGCUCUACUAGUGGAUAACUGUUCUCAUCCUUCGUUUUAUUGUUAUUUUUCACCAUCAGUGUCUUAACUGACAUUCACAACGCGCACCAAUCCAUGGGAUACUGUCCUCAGUUUGAUGGGCUGGAUAGUAAGCUGACUGCCGUUGAACACCUUCGACUGUAUGCACGCCUCAGAGGAGUUCCCGAAAAAGACGUCAAACAGGUUUGAAAGGUUUCCUCAUUAACCAUUUAGCUUCCGGAACAUAUCAAUACCCAACUUUUCGUUACAAUUUGGAUAUAUAUCAUUUAUCUUCCAGCCAAUGAGGAUAUAAAAAAAUGAUUGGAUAACAGAUCUUGUAAGAGAAAUUUUCUGUAGUUGUUAGUUAUAGGGCCCAUCUCUGUGGUUGUGUAGCCUCAUAAAAAAAAAUGGAAACAAACGAUUAAAUGGAACAGAAAACACUGCUUAACCCCGAGACAGGAACGUUGAGGGGGAACAAAGUCCUUUUUCCUCGUGGAGACCAGGUCACGUGCGAGUCGCUCUUGGGAAGUAGUGACUGUUCGCCUAUGGCACGUCACGUAUUCUCCUCCAAUCGGAAAACGUAUUUGGAUUACGAGCCGGUGUAACAAUCUCUUUGAUCACUUUUGUUUACAGGUCGUCGAGAGCCUCAUUGCUCGGAUGAAUUUGACUGAAUACGCCAACAGAUGUGCAGGAGGGUACAGCGGAGGAAACAAGAGAAAACUUUCCACAGCUAUUGCCUUUAGUUGGCAAUCCACCAAUUGUUUUCCUGGUAGGUCACCGUUGUCUUUUUGUCCUAAAUUUGUCUCCUAGUGAUUCGCGUACCCCGUGAACACUACCACAGAAAAUUAUGCGUCACUUCUUGUUCAUCUUCGCGAUCCGUUCCAGUCUUCUCCUUUUCCGAACACCCUAACAUCAGUUUGCAUAUUCUCCAUACUGGUCUCUUAACAUUUCCUAAGGUGCUGAUAAGAGGAAUUUCUUUAACAAUCAAGAGCCUCUUCAGUCAGUGAUCAUUUUCUUUACUCUCGUGACCUUAACGUGUGAUUCAGGGGCGAUAUUGUAAGGAGAAAUUAGAUGCUAGUCACUCUUAGUGGUUAAAGGAUUAAAGUUGUAAACGAGCUGCACAUGUGGUGUAAAAACGCUUGGUAAUUUCGUUACGUUACGUUACGUUGUGUUUCUUUCCGUUACUUGUUGUGGUCAUGAAAUCUCAAUUUUUAUUUUCAGGACGAACCGACCACAGGUAUGGAUCCAAAAGCUCGCCGAUUCUUGUGGAACGUAAUCACUAGUCUCGUAAAAGAAGGACGCACAGUCAUUUUGACUUCCCACAGGUAAACCGUCAGAGAAGAUGUAUAAACUUGUUUGAAUCGAUAUAUCUAACCACUAUACACAAGUAGGAAAAAUCAGUUAUGCAACAUAUAUUCGUCAAUCUGCGAAGUUUACUGAAGAUAAUAUCUAUUGAAAACCUGGGCUCUCAAGGGUAAAUGAUAGCUACGGGUUGGGAAUUAGUAAAAAAAUUCUUCUUUCUUCUGGGAAAGAGUUGACAUGCGGUUUAUGCCAAGUCUUUUUUUGAUCUCGAUUACUUCUCUUUUACGCAGUUAAGGAAAGUUGAGCUUCCAACGGAUCUAAGGGAUUUAACUCUAUAUCUGACCACUUUGUUAUCUCUUUGCUGUUUCCCUCUUAGUAUGGAAGAAUGUGAAGCACUGUGUAGUCGAGUUGCCAUCAUGGUCAAUGGACAAUUUAAGUGUCUCGGCAGUCCACAGCACCUCAAGAACAAGUAAGUGAUGAAACUAUUCACAGUCAACCCUUUGACUCCUCAGAUAUGAUAAACAAUUCUCCCGACAAGUCAUUGUACAUCUCCACUUUACGUUUUGCUUGUUCUUUCGCAUUUAAGAUACAUGUAGACUUAUGAAUUUUGUUAUGUAUGUAAUAGAUAUGGAGAUGGCUAUACAGUGACUCUGCGAAUUGGAGGAGAAAAUCCCAAUCUGGAAGCUGUGUCGGAGUUCAUAAAAAGCUUAUUUCCUAGUGCUGUUCUCAAGGUAUCGAUUGCGUUGUAUACCCUGAAUUGUUGUUUCUAAGACACGUGACACACCCUUCCUAACCAUCUGAACCACCUCCCAACCUACUUACUUACCAACCUGCGUGCAAACCUGUCUGCCUUUUUACCCAUCGAUAGACGUGCGUACCAAUAUAUCUCCUUAUCUGCUUAUCUAUCCAACAAGUACUUACUUAAUGUUUAACUUACUCAAUUACCCACCUACCUAACUUUCCAUCUUUCAUGUGGCCUCCCUUCCGGUCAAACUUUCGUUAAAACUUGCCUACCCUCUGUUCACCUUUCCUCCCAUUCUAUCCGGGUAACAUUCCUACCUUUUACUUUCCUACUCGCUCGUCUACUUACGCCACCUGUGUUCCACGCUUCUUUCCAUUAAUCUUCCGACCCGAGAGGCCACAAACCCCGUAGCUUCGUAACAUAGUUUCCAUCCUUUUCCUUCCCAACCGACGCUCCUGUCUGUGUACCUACGGUUACCUUUGGUUUCUUCUUCUAGAAAGCCUAUCACCUUGUCUGCUAACCCAUGAACAGUACGAGUUUAUAUCUUCUUCGUUAACUGAUUGGCUUGCUUUCGACUUUCUCUGCAGGACCAGCAUCAUAACCAGUUGCAGUAUCAAUUCCCAUCUCAAGGCCUUGUUCUCUCUAAAGUGUUUGGUCACAUCGAAGCCAACCGAAAAAUAUUUGACAUUGAAGACUAUUCCGUUUCACAGACAACCCUUGAUCAGGUUUGUUGAUCUUAAUAUGACCAACAUCCGCCAGGUUUUAUAUCAGAUGGAUAGCCUAAGAGAGAAUAAGAUCCUAUUAGUUAUGAUGAGAGAGUGAAAACCAAAAGAUCGCUAAGUUAAGACAGCCAAAGUCAACCCUAGGGGUUUCAAUGAAACCCGGUUGCUGGCGGUACACCGCCGUCUGUAGGACCUCUUAAAACUGUCUUUUUGACCUGCGGGGUUUUGCAUUACGGCACCUUCUACGGGCGACGCAGUGUUUUAAAGUGUUUUAUGAGACGAAGUCCUCCCUCUGUGUUUUAAUGCAUACAUACAUAUACGCGUCAUCACUAUGUACAAUCGAAUUUAAAUCAAGUGAAAUUUAAUUAAACGAACACACAAGACCGCUACUGUAGCUUUUCUUUUGCGUUCUGCUUCAGUACUUCGUAGCUGACCUAGUUCUCCCACAUUCCUCUUAAACUGUCCGUCGGCUGGUAAUGAAAUAGCUAUGCUAGUAUUUAAUUUUAUGUCUCUCUGUUUAGGUGUUCAUUAACUUUGCAAAGAAUCAGACGGAUGGUGAAGAAAAUGAAGACGUUGCCAGUUACCCGCGUGAGUUCGCGAUCAGCGAACCGCCGUACCGUGACGAGGACGCCGGGCCAAGAGCGUCGUUUGUCCGUUUGUCCGAUUAUCCACGUUUUGGGGAUGUUGAGGUCUGAAUAUCCCUUAAAAAGUUAGAGAGAGCGAAAAAAAGAAAUUCUGAUUCCUCUCCGGAAAUUGCCCUUUCUAGAUCACCGCCAUUUCUUUUCUACCGACAAACAAGCAGUUCAGUUCACAGAAACUGUACGAAAUGUUUCCAUCAAUGGAGGUGUCUCUUUAGUGGGGGAACAUGAACAAAGGUAAUAGAUACAGUUUAGAUAGGAUCAAUGGUUGUGUCCCAUGAACAAAGGUUUUCCGUAAGUAUAAGUGUGUCAAAAGAGAAGUUGCAUUUUAGACUUAACCCUUUAACUCCCAAGAUCUUAUUGUUAAUUCUCCCCUCUUGCUGUUACACAUUUCUUUAUAAAUCGGGAGCAAGAAUUUGGUGAUAGAUCAAGAUAGUGACUUUUACCCGAUGAGUUUGAAUAUUCUCUUCACCUGUUUGCUGGUUACAUCUAUGGAUAUUUUACAGAGUAGUUUCAUGUUAAUCACUUCUGGGAGUUAAAGGUUUAAGACAUUGAAUUGAAUUUGUAGAAGGUAGAAAUAUAGGGUCUGGUGGCUUUUGAAUUUUCGUUUUUACUUUUAAGUACCUAUGCCUUUUAAACGGCAGUCAUUUUUAACUUUGAACCUAUUCUAUCUUGUUUCGUUGUCUGCUAUUUCUUAGUUUGCUGUUAAAAUUUUUACUGCCGAUGUAAUUUGAGCAUUUUUUAAGACGCUUACUGUUAGGUUUAAACUGAUUAAGCUUUUUUUCAAGUUUAAAGAAAUAGUGGAGAAAAGAAAUGAUAAUUGCCUUCAUCGUUAAAUCUAUAAGUUUCCCAAGUUGGAAUCGGUUUACUGUUGUCUAUUUCUAUUCUGACAUCCGCAACAUGUUUCUAUUUUCACAUGCGCAAUGUUAGUGCUCUGGAUGCUCGAUCAAGGCUGAAACUCAAGCGGGAUUCGUAGAGAAAAGCUAAAUGGGUUCAGUCAUCUUUUUUGCUAUAAUGUUUCUAAAUGCAGCGUUGUCUGUUUGUCUCCCAAGCUACUUGACAAAAUAAUGGAGGAUAUCUAAGUUGGGAAGUGGCGACGGCGAAACGAAAAUCCAACAGGGGAGGGGACGGACAAAACACAGAUUCUCGUCUCUCUCCCUUACCCCCUCCCUCUCUCCCCCCCCCCUCUCCUCUCUCCCUGCCCUCCUGCCCUUCGGCUCCGCGGUUGCUUGUUAGGAAUUAUUAAGUUAGGCUGGGACAACUGGAAGCUUUAGGUCUACCGGAUCUGAGGCUACAAGCUCCCGAUGUCUUUUUAACGUAUUCCUUUUGCUCUUAAGGUUAGUAAAUAGCUUGUAAAAUGUAUGUUUUCAAAGAAACGGGUUGCAAAACAACCUUUAAUUUAUUAGACUUAGUACGCCCUCAAUAAAUUUUGAACAUUGGUACCUAGUACACAUCUCGGUAGAAAAAAACAGAGGUAAGCCUGGUAACAACAGUCUGGCACUGUUGUUCUGUAGUUCAGCUUCAUCCGUUUUUUCUGCUGCGAUUAGACUUGGUAACAAGUAGUGUUAUUACAGAUAUAAAUUGUCUAAGAACUUAUUUUGUAAAUGUUUUAUUUUUAGGUAUCUUUAUAUUUGUUGUACUUGUUUU
This is a messenger RNA of Pocillopora meandrina, 38417 nucleotides long. Lineage: Eukaryota; Metazoa; Cnidaria; Anthozoa; Scleractinia; Pocilloporidae. The record is from the annotation of a GenBank genome assembly.